This is a messenger RNA of Thamnophis elegans (Western terrestrial garter snake), 3714 nucleotides long. It is a transcript of the gene EDC3, whose product is annotated as enhancer of mRNA decapping 3. Gene Ontology annotation, cellular component: P-body. The record is from RefSeq and is a predicted model, not a curated record. The coding region runs from base 389 to 2212 and encodes 607 amino acids. The transcript is spliced from 7 exons. Gene Ontology annotation, biological process: deadenylation-independent decapping of nuclear-transcribed mRNA; P-body assembly. Gene Ontology annotation, molecular function: mRNA binding. NCBI's taxonomy places the organism in Eukaryota, Metazoa, Chordata, Lepidosauria, Squamata, Natricidae.
CUGCGUUGCAGAGCCAAACCAGACAGUUAUGGAGGUGCAGAUGACAGACUCAAUAAUUACAGUUAUACAUGCUUGCUGAUUUUGGCUAACUUCCAAAAGAGCUUCCCCACAAAAGGGUUUUGACGGACUGGCAUUACCACAUUUCAAGAUCUGGAUUAUGGUGUAGCUCAGUAUUUCUCAGUCAAAUUAUUUCUCUAGCAAAUUAUAUAAAAACAACGUCUGGACUUCAGCUUACUGAUUUAAAUUCAUUUGUAAAAAAAACUGAAUAAAACAAAUGAAUAAAAGACCCAUAAAUCCCUAAUCAGGGGGAUUCUGGGAGUUGAAGUCCACCAUCUUGAAAGCACGUGAGGUGAGGGAUUCUGGGAAUUGGAGUCCUGAACCUUAAAGGAUGAGAAACGCUGAGCUAAGCUUCCUUCAGCGAAGAUCCGCAGCUUUCCUAGUGUGUCCAAUGCGCACGCGCAGCACUCCCUACCUGCUUGGGCUCCCUGCCCUCGCGCGCAUGCGUACCUUGAGUACCACGACGGCCACCGCCUUCGGCGCCUCAUCCCUAGAGAGCCUUAAAAGCGAGGCGGAAGCGGAAGUGACGCUCGCUUCCCCUGUGCUGGGCGACAUUUCCGGAGCGAAGGCGUCUGAAGAGAAGAAGAGCGAAGCCCCGCGGUUCCUCGGCUUCCUCGUCCCAGCAAUCCCAGAAAUCAUGGCCAUGGAUUGGCUUGGAAGCAUCGUCUCGAUCAGUUGUGGAGACAGCUUGGGAGUCUACCAAGGAAGGGUGUCUGCGGUGAAUCAAGCAAGCCAGACAAUUUCACUCACGCGGCCUUUCCAUAACGGAGUCAAAUGUUUGGUUCCGGAGGUUACUUUCAGGGCUGGGGAUAUCACUGAGCUGAAGAUCCUGGAGAUUCCAGGCCUUGGCGAUAACGGACAAUGUGUAGACUUCCAGCACCCCGACCUUGGCAUUCCGGCUCUCGAGUGUCCGGGUGGCGCCAGUCAGAACGGCACUGGCAAAUUGCCGAAGAAGCCUAGCAGUGCUCCACAGAACAUCCCCAGGAGGACAGACGUGAAGACCCAAGAAGCCGUUCUUUCUCCCCAGCUGCACCCCUGUUCUAAGAGCUACAUGGACCGACACACGGAGGCCUUGAACCCAUCCAAGAACUUUCGCCGCAGGCACAACUCGUGGUCGUCCAGUAGCCGUCAUCCCAACCAGGUGACCCCGAAGAAAAGCGGCAUGAAGAACGGCCAGAUGAAGAACAAGGACGACGAGUGCUUUGGGGACGACAUCGAAGAGAUCCCGGACACCGAUUUUGACUUUGAGGGCAACCUGGCCCUUUUCGACAAGGCCGCUGUGUUUGAGGAGAUAGAAACCUACGAGAGGAAGAGCGGGACCCGCUCCCGGGGCACGCCGAGCGAGAAGGCGGCCGGCCGCUACCGCCACGACGAGAACAUUUUGGAGUCGGAUCCCAUCGUCUACAGGAGGAUCACCGUCCCGCAGGCGAGCAAAGAGUUCUGCACCGAUUCCGGCUUGGUGGUCCCCAGCGUCUCUUACGAGCUGCACAAAAAGCUGCUUUCCGUGGCCGAGAAACACGGCUUGACUCUCGAACGGAGGCUGGAAAUGACGGGGGUGUGCGCCAGCCAGAUGGCCCUGAGUUUGCUCGGAGGACCCAACAGGCUGAACCCUAAAAACAUUCACCAGCGACCUACCGUGGCCUUGUUGUGUGGCCCUCAUGUGAAAGGGGCCCAGGGGAUCAGCUGUGGACGGCACCUCUCCAAUCACGAGGUGGACGUCAUCCUCUUCCUCCCCAAUUUCGUCAAGAUGCUGGAAUCGAUCACCAACGAGCUGACGCUCUUCAGCAAGACUCAAGGGCAGCAGGUGUCCAGCAUUAAAGAUCUUCCAGAGACGCCUGUCGACUUAGUGAUCAACUGCUUGGAUUGCCACGAAAACGCUUUCCUGAGGGAUCAGCCUUGGUACAAAGCUGCCGUAGACUGGGCCAAUCAGAACAGAGCGCCGGUCCUCAGCCUGGACCCUCCCGUGAACGAAAUGGAGCAAGAAGUCGAGGCCAAGUGGUCUCUAGCCUUGGGGCUGCCCUUGCCGCUGGGCGAGAGGGCCGGCCGGCUAUACCUCUGCGACAUUGGCAUCCCCCAGAAAGUGUUCCAGGAGGUGGGCAUCAAUUACCACUCGCCUUUCGGCUGCAAAUUUGUCAUCCCUCUGCACUCGACCUAAAGGGUGGGGGAGACCGCCUGGCCUGUCGUCCAGGAGAAGACAAACCUCCGGCUACCCAGUGGAUCCUCACUGUGUGAAAUGUUUCUGGACGCCUUAAGGGAAAAUAUUUUUUUACACUUCUGGGCUGUGUUUCUUCUCGAAAAGAACCCUGGCGCAGCGGGUCAAGAGAAGCGCAAAGAUUCCCCUUCCGCUGAGCCACCCUCAGUGCUCCUGUGCCAUUCAUUGCCUGGUGGAAUCUUACGGCAGCUCACGUUGAUGGUGGGAAGAUAAGCAGACGUGUCCUCCUACCCCAGGAAGCUCUGUUUUGCUUGGUCGCGUUACCAGUGAUUUUUCUUUUUAAACUUUUGGGGGGGGGUUGGGGGUUUUUUUUGGGGGGGAGGGUAUUUUCCAGCACUAGAGUGGGGUAAAAGGUUGCUUGGGUUCCUGCCCCCCUUUCCCCCCCUCUCCAGCCUUUCACGAUCACGGGAGAAAUGAUCACCUUUUAGUUGGGUUCCUUCUAGUGCUUGGAUUGUCCUUUUCUCUUUCAAGCUCACGUCUUCUUGGACUUCACACGUUUGGGUCCCCGUUGGGGUUGCGAUCCACGUGCUCCAUUCCAGGGCCAGCCUUCAUUUCUCUGCUCACGGCUUCACUAGCAUUUGCUUCUCCUGUCGUGUGAACGGUGUCGUGCGGAGUGCGGCGAGGACGCCUGGAGUGAUGGAGGAGCAGAUGGAGAAUCGUGCCAACUUUUAGGUUUCCACCCCCGUAAUUCGUGACCUGCCAUCUUAACGGCGAAGAGCAUGCACGGAUUAAUGGCUAUUCCUUUUGUGCAUGAGUGCGUUUUUGUGUGUGUGAGAGAGAGACAAGACCGAAAGAACUAGCUUUGUUGGGCCCAUGCCGUUCCCAUUGGAUACGAAGGUCCAGGAAGAUUGAAGCGCUUGACACAAUGGUCUCCUUCCCUUUAGAAUGACCACGCACACCAGUGCUUGCCUGGAGCGAUUGAAUGGAUGUGAUGCUGUCAGGUGGCCCGAGACACCUUCAAGAGGCCAUUGGCUGGCAACAAUUGUGGUCCCGCACACUGAAAUGCCCAUGAGCCAGUUUCCCGCCGGUGCUGUUGUAGCGACACUUGGUUCCUCUUCAUUUUCCCCCCAUUUUUGUGGGGAAUUGUCAACGAUGCUCUGUGGGGACCCAGUUCUUGGUCCCGGGAGUGGGGUGGGGACUUGUUCCUGCGGUCCUUAGGCGCCGUCUAGCUUUCAAGGGGUGGGGGGUCCAUGUAUUAAGCAAGUGGGGCACUUCCAAGAAGUCCACCACCACCACGCUCAGCCUUUUUCUUGUCUCCAAAGAUGCCGUGCAGAAUUCUCAUGAAUCGCAAUGAUUAAACUGCAGUAAAGAAGCUCGCUUGCCAAGUCGUGUUCAUUUCCAUUCGCACCCUGUGCAGGAAACAAGUGGCCUUUUCUCUCCCCCCCCCCUCCUGCCCCCCAGAACUCUCAGCCCACACACUAAUUUAGGUCUAAUUUUUUUUUUUU